UUCAUUUUCAUAUUUACAACAAAUUUAAACACAAUAAUUUCCCAAAUACAAACAGUAGCUUCUCACGCCUCUCUCAGCUCAGCCGUUUUAAAUCCCAAUAAUCCAUUCCAUUUCAAGAAAAAAAAGGGCAACCGUUUUUCUCCCCUUUCCCACCAUGAUUGCCUUCAUCGAGCGAUUCGUCCACGAAAACGACGUCGAUUCAUCCGAUUCCGCCUCCGAUUACGCCGGCGAGGUCCUCUCCGACCUCUCCGACGCCGGCCACGACUUCGGCGGCCUCCAAUUCUCCAAACCCCUGGCCGUCCUCCGCCCCUCCGACGCCUCCGACGUCGCCAAAAUCCUCCGAUUAGCCGCCCGCUCGCCGCACCUCACCGUCGCCGCCCGCGGCAACGGCCACUCCGUCAACGGCCAGGCCAUGGCCCACCGCGGCCUCGUCGUCGACAUGAAAUCCCUCUCCCUCCCGAUCCACGUCCACGCCGACGGGAUUCACGCCGACGUCGCCGGCGGCGCAUUGUGGGAGGACGUCCUCCGCCACUGCGUCGUCAAUCACCGCCUCGCGCCGCGCUCGUGGACGGACUAUUUGGGACUAACGGUCGGCGGCACUUUAUCCAACGCCGGCGUCAGCGGCCAGGCCUUCGCUCACGGACCCCAGACGGAAAACGUCACGGAGUUGGAAGUCGUUACGGGAAACGGCGACGUUUUAGUGUGCUCGAAGCGGCAGAAUUCGGAGCUCUUUUUCGGCGCGCUGGGCGGACUCGGGCAGUUCGGGAUUAUCACCCGCGCCCGAGUCCUUCUCCAACCCGCACCCGAUAUGGUGAGGUGGAUAAGGGUGGUGUACACCGAGUUCCGUGACUUCACCCGGGAUGCCGAGUCGCUGGUGACUCGGCCCGAUGGGGACACGUUCGACUACGUCGAAGGUUUUGUCUUUGUCAACAGCGACGACCCGGUUAACGGGUGGCCGUCGGUUCCGCUAGACCGGUACGGGUCAUUCGACCCGGGCCGAUUCUCCAACUCAGCCGGUCCGGUUCUCUAUUGCCUUGAGGUGGCCUUGCAUUACAAAAAUGAGGAUUCCCCUUCCACAGUUGACACGAAAGUGGAGAGGCUGAUGGGAGGGCUGAGAGGGAAGGAGGGGAUGAGGUUCGAGGCGGAGUUGGGGUACAUGGAGUUUCUGUUGCGAGUGAAGAGGGUGGAGGAGGAGGCGAAGGCGAAAGGUAUAUGGGGUGCCCCACACCCGUGGCUGAACCUGUUUGUGUCCAAAAACGAUAUUGGUGAGUUCGAUCACGUUGUUUUCAAGAAUAUUUUGAAGCAUGGCGUUGGUGGCCCAAUGCUCCUCUAUCCUCUGCUACGCUCCAAGUGGGACAGUCGGAAAUCGGUGGCGCUGCCGGAGGGGGAGAUAUUUUAUUUGGUGGCGUUGCUCCGCUUCUGCUCGCCUUACCAAGACGGCUUAUCUGUGCAUCAAAUGGUUGUACAGAAUCAAGAGAUUCUUCAAAGCUGCACUAAACAUGGGAUUGACUACAAGUUGUACCUUCCUCACUACAACUCUGUAGAGGGAUGGAAGCGUCAUUUCGGAAAUCAAUGGACCAGAUUUCAAGAGAGGAAAGCACGGUUUGAUCCAAUGGCUAUCCUUGCUCCUGGCCAGAAAAUAUUUUCAAGAAAUUGGCAGCACUCGUGAUAUAUUCAUAUUAUUUUUUUUUAAUUUUUGUUUUGUAUUGUUAUAUUCUGCGUGUAUCUGUAUUAGGUUUUAGGAGUUUUGAUUUGAAUUGGUGAAAGCAGAAUGUAAAUGAAUUUGUGGAGGAAAUUUUGAUUUUGAUUUUGAUUUUGA
Messenger RNA from Salvia hispanica, 1819 nucleotides. It is a transcript of the gene CKX7, whose product is annotated as cytokinin oxidase 7. Gene Ontology annotation, biological process: cytokinin metabolic process. Gene Ontology annotation, molecular function: FAD binding; cytokinin dehydrogenase activity. Lineage: Eukaryota; Viridiplantae; Streptophyta; Magnoliopsida; Lamiales; Lamiaceae. The record is from RefSeq and is a predicted model, not a curated record.